AUGGUGGCGGACAAGAGCAAGAAGGCCAAAACCGAAGAGGAAAACGUCGAGCAAAUCGUCGAUCAGGAGCUUGUUCUCUCUGUCGAAAAGCUUCAAGAGAUCCAAGACGAUCUCGAGAAGAUAAACGAAAAGGCUAGCGAUGAGGUCCUGGAAGUAGAGCAGAAAUAUAACGAGAUAAGGAAGCCUGUUUACGACAAGCGUAACGAAAUUAUCAAAUCAAUCCCUGACUUUUGGCUAACUGCUUUCUUGAGUCAUCCUGCUCUUGGCGAGUUGUUGACAGAAGAAGACCAAAAGAUUUUCAAAUAUCUUAGCUCUCUUGAUGUUGAGGAUGCCAAAGAUGUGAAAUCUGGAUACUCGAUCACUUUUCACUUCAAUCCCAACCCCUUUUUUGAGGAUGGAAAACUUACGAAGACUUUUACCUUCCUCGAGGAAGGGACAACGAAAAUCACAGCCACGCCUAUCAAAUGGAAAGAGGGCAAAGGUUUGCCAAAUGGAGUGAAUCACGACAAGAAAGGAAACAAACGUGCAUUACCUGAAGAGAGUUUCUUUACCUGGUUCAGCGAUGCUCAACACAAGGAGGACGUUGAGGAAGAGAUUCAAGACGAGGUCGCAGAUAUAAUCAAGGAAGAUUUAUGGCCCAACCCUCUCACCUACUUUAACAAUGAGGCUGAUGAAGAGGAUUUUGAUGAAGACGAUGACGAGGUAAAUUCAGUCACAUUUUAUUUCCUUUGCUUGGUUGAGUUAUGA
Molecule: messenger RNA, 747 nt
Organism: Arabis nemorensis
Lineage: Eukaryota; Viridiplantae; Streptophyta; Magnoliopsida; Brassicales; Brassicaceae
Source: the annotation of a GenBank genome assembly